Moneuplotes crassus is the source of this 1927-nucleotide messenger RNA. Lineage: Eukaryota; Ciliophora; Spirotrichea; Euplotida; Euplotidae. The record is from the annotation of a GenBank genome assembly.
AUGGAAAAUUGUGGGACUUGGAAUUUCAAAAAUUUCAGAGAAAUCCUAGGACUAAAAGGAUCUUCACAAGGAAUACUCACAACUCUUUCACUUGCUUCAAAGAUUCUACCUUAUUAUGGAUACGCACAUCAAUGUAAGACCUUGAUGACUCAACUUCGGUCUGGUUCUAGAGCAAUAUGGCUAAAUAACCAAAACAUCUUGCUCAGAUCAUACCCUGAUAAAGAUGAUGGAGUUAGAUACAUCCUAAAAAAGAGGCCUUUGCUCAUCUCUAAAGCAUUUGGAAACUCUAGGCUUCUCAAAAGUAAUACAACGCUGCUAAAAUUUCAUGAAUUCAUGACAAAUGAUGACUCAAAAUUGUUCGAAAUCACUAUUCGACUCAAAGCUUUUGACUUAAAAAGCCUCAGAAUUAUCAAUAAAGUAUUGGAUAACCUUGAUUCAGAAGUAUCCUCAGUCAAAUUUCUCCUGAUGUGAGGUUACAGAUCAAAUAAUGUCUUCAUAGAUGUUCCUGAAAUAGUAAAGGUAUACUCAAAAAUUGCUGAUUUCUGCAACAAGGAAAUACUAGUAGACAAUAGUGGGUGCUUUCCCACAUAUAUUUUCCCAGAAUGACUCAAAUUUGAUAUGAGAAAGGCCUCCUAUAUAACAGAAAAAUCAUGAAUACUUUUUACAAAUUGCCUUCCAUUCCCAGAAUACGAGAAUAUGGAUCCGGGAAUAGCCCAGAGCUUUAUAGAGGGUCAAUUUUGUUCCAGGCAAUAUUUUAAAUUGUUCAGUCAGUAUAACCCUGAAGAAAUUUGGAAAAUGACAAGGAAGUCUACCCUCACUUUGAAGAUUUGUGCUAGUCAUUCCUUAGACGAUUCAUCAGAUUUAAAAUAACAUCACUGAAAUUCUAAUGGAUUAUGAGAAAUGUCCCUCAGUCAAGGACUCUCAGUUCAAAGAGAUAAUAUUGAAUACAACUGGACUCAUAGGGCAGUUUGAAUGUAAUUCUCAGAAAGUAUUUCUUUGGAACCUCUAUGACAUGUACAAUCUUUGCUACCAAAAAUAAGAUAGAACUAUCUAUCCAAAGCUGUAAAUUCGCCUUCAAAGAAACUGCAAUCAAAGGAGCUGUAUGUUAUAUCUACCUGGAGGACAAGUUUCUUAAGAUUACUAAUUUUUGAGGAAGAUUCAGCAAACUCAUCUAUAAAUGUUCAGACUAUUUCAUCUGGAAACUUGAUAUCUCACAAUUCAGUGGAAAACUUGUUGAAGGUGAAACUCCUAAGCUCACCAGAAGGGUUAAAUAUCUCACUAAUGAAUGGUGAGCUAUCAUCUUUAUCAACCAGAUCACCCAUAUUGAAACCUCCUUGGCUAGAUUAGAGUCUUCAGUUGUUCAAAAUGCUGGCAGGGGCAUAAUCUUCAAUACUACUAUUAAGUUUCUGGAGUUAUUAAAAGAGAAAACUUUUGCAAAACUCGAAAAGUUAAAUAAUCGUGGAAAGCUUAACCUUAGGAUCGAAAUGACAGAAAAUUGAAACUUGCUUUCCCCAAAGUCUAACAUAGAUCUAUCAAUUCUGAGAUAUCUUAAACUUACUGAGCUGCAUAUCAAAGUGUAUCUGAGGACAAUAAAUAAGGAGUUAAAUGGGCUCGCUAAAGUCCUGCAGAAUCAGAAGGAAUUGGAGUUCUUCAGUCUAAGCUCUAUUGACUUAUUCUGCAAAAAUCCCUUAUCAAAAGAGUUUCAGAAUUUGCAUCUAGUUUUAAAAAACCGUCCUUAUUUGAGGAAGAUUAAUAUAGUUUCCAGGAGUUCCUUCCCUCUGGUUACUAAAGAAGUAGCGAAAACUCUUCUUAUUGAUAAAAUCACAGCUGAAAUCACUAUUAAGCAUGGUUGAGAAUGAUAUUUUGACACAUAUCAUAAACUAUGUGAAGAAUUGUAAAUCAUAAUUUUAAUUUCAAUGGGAUCUAA